UUUCUCUUCAAAGGGAUUGCUCAGAAAUGUACAGCUAUCAAGUAUCAUUUCUCUCAGCCGAUUCGUCUGAGGAACAUUCCAUUCAAUUUGACCAGGACUAUUCAGCAAGAUGAGUGGCACCUUCUACAUUUAAGAAGAAUUACUGCUGGGUUCUUGGGUAUGGCUGCAGCAGUACUCUUAUGUGGAUGCAUAGUUGCUACAGUCAGCUUCUUCUGGGAAGAGAGUCUUACACAGCACGUGGCUGGACUGCUUUUUCUAAUGACAGGAAUAUUUUGCACCAUUUCUUUAUGUACUUAUGCAGCAAGUGUCUCCUAUGAUCUGAAUCGCUUGCCAAAAUUUAUUUAUGGGCUUCCAAGUGAUGUGGAACAUGGAUACGGCUGGUCUUUGUUUUCUGCCUGGUGUAGUUUGGGCUUGAUAGUGGCAGCUGGAUGCCUCUGCACUGCCUAUCCAUUUAUCAGAAGGACCAAGAUUUUGCAUCUAAAGUUUGCCAGAGACUCUUGUGUAUGA
Messenger RNA from Staurois parvus, 507 nucleotides. The record is from the annotation of a GenBank genome assembly. Lineage: Eukaryota; Metazoa; Chordata; Amphibia; Anura; Ranidae.